CACAUUUUUAGAGCAUGCGGCUAUUAUGACGAUCAUUUUACAGUUUGACUAGUCAAGGACCCAAUCACCUUUGGCGGAGGGGUACAGCAGGAGGUGAGACUAUUGGCUGCUCUAAAGAUUAUGCUGAAUCUGCAGGGCUUUAAUGGGCUCCUCGGAGAAAGACUGGAAAUAUGCGGUCGUUGACAUGGUUCAGAGACGUUGAAAUGAUGGCGGAACGAGUAAGCGGCCAAUGGUAGGAUUCACAGUCCCGGAUAAAUCCCUUACUUUGAUGGACAAGGGGAAUUGUCAGAUUGUACUGAUAUACGUCACGUCCACUCAGCUGUAUUCUGCAUGUCUUAAUGUAGUUUUCCCUCUUAUUCUCCGCGACAGAUACCUUUUAGGGUAGAACGCGCCAAUCGUCCUCCAACUACGAUUCCUCAGAAUUAUCUGAACAUGGCUGGUUUUAGCCAAGGCCAUCAACGUCCUCUCCUUCCUGCCGCCGAACUACCGCCUGUUCCUACACCCCGCGCUGUCCUCCAGCGUUACCCAAGAGUCGGUGUCACGGUUGCCUGUGAAACCUGUCGAAAGCGAAAGAUCAGAUGCAAUGGGAGUCGACCGCGUUGUAAAGGCUGUAUCCGAACUGGGUCGGAAUGCAGCUAUGCACCCAUGAAUAGAUAUCGCGAAUUACGACAGCGUUGCGAACAUCUACAAAAUGAAAACACGGAUUACCAAAAGCUUGUCGAUUUGUUGCGAUCAAGAGACCACAAGGAAGCGAAUGUCAUUCUUGAUAUGCUACAGCAAAACUCGAGCGUACAUGAGGUUCUUCGUCAAGUUGAGCACGGUGAUAUGUUAUGCGAACUGUCCGUUGUAUCCGAAGAUAGCAACAUCGUCACCGCAAACUUCCCAUCGCCGAAUAGCACAGACACCAGCGUAUACUUUUCGCGACCCGAUCAGACAAUAAGGGAAUGAAAUCAUCUUGGCGGCCGAUCCGGAUGCCCAGCUCUUAUCCAUGCAAACGCAUGAACCACCCUGGGGUCACACUGGGAUGGAUUAUGGAACACAAACGAACCAGGGGAGACCAUCUCCUCCCAUGCCAAGACACAAUACGCAAUUCCUUUGCAUCAUAUAUUUUCACACUCUCCUAGUCUUCUUAAAAUGUUGCUGGGAACUUGAAAACAAGAACCCAUCUUACUGCAUUAUGGCCUUGUCUAAGCUUAUCUGCAGAAAUAUCCAAGUUAAGAGGAUUCUCGUAAGGGGCUAUAACAUUCUUCGACCCAAGAUAUACUACGGAAUCAAAUUUCUGGGAUUAAAUUGUUAGAGGAAGAUUGAUUAGACAUCCUUUCAAACACUUGUGUAGUUUAUGACGGGUUGUGCAGAUUGCAAGGAGAUAGUUGAACAAUGUAGGUUUUCCGGUUUCUUAACUGGUGAACAGGAUGUAUAUAAGACCUCGAAUUUGGG
Fusarium redolens is the source of this 1437-nucleotide messenger RNA. RefSeq lists its product as uncharacterized. Gene Ontology annotation, biological process: regulation of DNA-templated transcription. The record is from RefSeq and is a predicted model, not a curated record. Lineage: Eukaryota; Fungi; Ascomycota; Sordariomycetes; Hypocreales; Nectriaceae. Gene Ontology annotation, molecular function: zinc ion binding; DNA-binding transcription factor activity, RNA polymerase II-specific. The coding region runs from base 433 to 948 and encodes 171 amino acids. The transcript is spliced from 3 exons.